GGCUGCCCUCAACAUUUCUUAUUAAAUUCAUGGUUUCUCCCUCACUCACCUUAGCAUUCUCAGCUCAGGUUUCCUUCUUUCUAUUGCUCUUAUUAGGCCCUUUUGGGGCAUUCUUGGAGCUGGUGGUAGGGAAGGGAAAUGUGGGGUGACAUGAGGGUUCUUGCCAUUCUUCUCAUCAUUGCUUCUUUUGUAGGGAUUAGUGCCAAGGAACUGGAACAGGGUCAGAAAACAGAGAGGAUUGCAGGGAGUGCCGGUGAUGUACUGGAAGAUGAUCCCGUUGGAAGGCUAAAGGUUUAUGUCUAUGAACUGCCUAGCAAAUACAACAAGAAGAUUCUACAAAAGGAUUCAAGAUGCCUCACUCACAUGUUCGCGGCAGAGAUCUUCAUGCAUCGCUUCUUGUUAUCUAGUCCUGUCCGAACUCUUAAUCCCAAUGAAGCAGACUGGUUUUACACACCUGUUUAUGCAACUUGUGAAUUAACACCAAAUGGUCUUCCUUUGCCUUUCAAAUCACCAAGAAUGAUGAGAAGUGCCAUUCAACUAAUUUCCUCGAAUUGGCCUUACUGGAAUAGAACAGAAGGAGCCGACCACUUUUUCGUUGUUCCUCAUGACUUUGGUGCUUGCUUUCACUAUCAAGAAGAGAAAGCUGUCAAAAGGGGAAUUCUUCCCUUGCUUAAGCGGGCGACACUGGUUCAAACUUUUGGACAACGGAAUCAUGUAUGUUUGAAAGAAGGCUCCAUUACCAUUCCUCCAUAUGCACCUCCACAAAAAAUGCAAGCUCAUCUAAUUCCUCCUGACACCCCUCGAUCGAUAUUUGUCUACUUCCGUGGCUUGUUUUAUGAUGUAGGGAAUGAUCCUGAAGGUGGAUACUACGCAAGAGGUGCCCGAGCAUCAGUGUGGGAGAACUUCAAGAACAAUCCUUUGUUCGAUAUCUCCACUGAUCAUCCGACAACUUACUAUGAAGACAUGCAACGAGCUGUUUUCUGUUUGUGUCCCUUGGGAUGGGCUCCAUGGAGUCCUAGAUUGGUUGAAGGGGUAAUCUUUGGUUGCAUUCCAGUGAUCAUAGCAGAUGACAUUGUGCUACCAUUUGCCGACGCCAUUCCGUGGGAGGAAAUCGGCGUGUUUGUAGCUGAAAAAGAUGUUUUUAAGUUAGACACUAUCCUCACAUCUAUCUCCCCGGAGGUCAUACUAAGGAAACAAAGAUUGCUCGCAAAUCCUUCAAUGAAACAAGCCAUGCUCUUUCCUCAACCGGCACAACCCGGUGAUGCUUUCCAUCAAAUACUAAACGGUCUCGCCCGUAAACUUCCUCACGACGAGAGCAUUUAUCUGAAACCCGAUGAAAAGAUACUAAACUGGACUGCUGGUCCUGCUAGUGAUCGAAAACCUUGGUAAUAAACUUAAAACACAAACUCAAUUGUGAAUUUCAUUGUAAAGUUUUUGUGCAUUGUUUCAGUGAGUGUUUUCAUUUCUGUAUCUUAUUUUUGUAGCAUUAGAUUCACAAUGAUAUAUAUGUAUCUAUCCAUGUUGUUAUAAUUAAAGUUUUUUCGAACUCUGUUUAUGCAACACCGUAAAAAAAUAAAUAAAUAAAUAAAUCAAAUGUAGAUCUCUAUUUUGGCA
Molecule: messenger RNA, 1614 nt
Organism: Dioscorea cayenensis subsp. rotundata (Guinea yam)
Lineage: Eukaryota; Viridiplantae; Streptophyta; Magnoliopsida; Dioscoreales; Dioscoreaceae
Product: probable beta-1,4-xylosyltransferase IRX10
Exons: 4
Coding region: 139-1389 (416 amino acids)
Biological process (GO): glucuronoxylan biosynthetic process; plant-type secondary cell wall biogenesis
Molecular function (GO): glycosyltransferase activity
Source: RefSeq, a predicted model, not a curated record